Messenger RNA from Lactuca saligna, 2553 nucleotides. The record is from the annotation of a GenBank genome assembly. NCBI's taxonomy places the organism in Eukaryota, Viridiplantae, Streptophyta, Magnoliopsida, Asterales, Asteraceae.
AAAUGGCUGCCAUACACUAAAACUUCCUACUUUCCUCAAUAUAAUAAGUGUGGUGGUGUUUAAUCCAUCUGGGUAUCCCUCUAUCUCUCUCUCUCUCUCUCUUUGGUCGAUUUAGGAUAACCUUUUUUCAUCUUUUCUUCUUUUUCUUUUUCUUUUUAUCUUUCUUUUGUAUUCAUAAUUAAGCUUAUGCUUCAAGCCUUCGACCAUAAAACUUUUUUCUUUGUAACAGUUUCUUUGAAGAAAAGUCUUAGGGUUUUGUCUGGAUGAUAACAAUUUUGCAGAAAAUUUCAUCUGGGUAUCCGUUUUUGAGCAAAAAGAUUACAAAGUAGAGAUAUCCACAUUGAAAGCUAAGAUUUAAUCUCUGCAAAAUUUGGUAAAAAGUAGUGUUUAGUCUUCAUCAAGGUGUCAAUUUUCUUUUUGGUUGAAAAUUGGACUUUUAGAGUUCACAAAGUCUUCAAUGCUAAUGAGCACAUUCUUCAAACAACUGGAUUGCAAAUCUCAUUAGAGAUCAAAAGAGAAAAAAAAAGUUUGAAACUUUACUCGGUUAGACACCUUAGAAAAGUCAAAAUUGGAACAUAUUUUUGACUUUCUUUAGAAAAUAUUUGUCAGCUACUAAGUUGUUCUUGUUGAUAUCAUCAAAGGGGUUUGAUUUCAGGCUGUUAAUUUUCUGAAGAGAGGUCGAUGAUGAUGAAGUUUAAAAACUCCAAUGUUCUUAUGGCAAAAAGAUCAAAACUUGCUCAGAAAAAUAAAGAUCGGUCAGGCUGUAUGUCGGGUAUUGUAAGCAUUUUUGCUUUCCGCCAUGGCCGGAUUACCAGACAACUGCUUUCAGAUCAUGCUACACACAUCACUGAAAGUACCAUCGGUCCUUCGUAUCCUAAUUCCGACGUGAACUCAAUUACGGAUUCAGAAGAGAUGAUGCAUCUUUGGAUUGAAUCUCAGAACGUUGAUCAGAAAGCUAAAUCGGCUGUGAAGGAACACAUGGAAGAAGAAGAAGAAGAAACGCAUACGCAUGGCGUUUUAGAAUGUGAAGAGAACCACGAGUCUAUGGAUUAUCGUCAAAUUUCUAAAGAUCAACCAGUUCCAUCUCAAUAUUGUCACUUUGAAGAUCUAAUGAACGAGCUCUUGUUGAUCCAUAAGAAGAAAAACGAAGAAUUACAAAACCCAAAAUCACUGGAAAGAUCAAACUCGUUACAGAAUGAACGAAGCAAUCCAAGAUCAAACGACGCCGUUUCUCGUAAACACCGGAACUUCUUCAGAAGAAGAAGCAAGUCUCACGAAUGUAUAUCCUUCGAGAACGAUAGCUCUCUUCUACCUUCAAGCACGAGCAAUGGGUUUCAUAACGAAAGAAGUGUUUCCCAAUUUUCGUUCUCGGAAAUCAAGAAAAGACUAAAGAACGCCAUUGGAAGAUCAAAAAGGGAUUUAGGAGAAAAACCAGUUGUUGUUGAUGGAAGAAGGAGUGGACGGAGUUCACCGCUAAGAGACCAUUUCUACUCUGAAAGAUUUUCGACAAUGUCUAACGGGUUUAAGAUUCAAGAUGGAGUACUUUCAAGAUCAUUCAAAUACGAAACAAAAUCGAGGGAAUACGAGGGAUUUGGAAACACGAGCGAAAGAAUUUCUAACAUCUACGUUGAGGCAAAGAAACAUCUAUCGGAGAUUUUGAGUAACGGAGAUGAAUGUAAAGAUUUGAUGGUGGCAAGGCAUCCUAGAACCCUAGGAAAGCUUCUAUCUUUUCCAAAUUACGACUCUUCUUCUGCAGUUAUCGAUCAUAAACACGAACCAGAGCAUGAGGUCAAUGAAAGUCAACCUUCGGUAACAUAUGACGAUCAUCAAGAACUUAAAGUUUCAGAUGAAGUUCAUGAGGCUGAAGAUGUUAUAGAAACCAUAAAACCACAUUCGCCAGAAGAAUCCGAAGUUUUUGAUGCAUCGGAUUCGACCGAAGAAGAAGAAGACGACGAGUUAUGUUGUUCUCCAAUAACAUCCCCUAGAAAAACAGAAAAAAUUGAGGGUACCUUAGAUGAUAGAACCGAGAAACCUAGUCCCGUAUCGGUUCUCGAGCCAUUGUUCUCAGAUGACGAUAUUAGCCCAGCCAGAACCAUUUCUCGAUCUGGCGAAACUUCAAUUACACCACUACGUAUCCGAUUUGAAGAUCACGUUACACCAACCGAAAAUCAAGAAACAUCUAUCCAUAUUCUUGUUGAAAACGAGGAAUCAGCAUUUGAGUACAUCGAAACGGUUCUUUUAGCUUCGGAUCUCAAUUGGGAUGAGUUUGAAGAAAGAUGGAUUUCUAAUGCUAAAAUAUUGGAUCAAUCAUUAUACGAAGAACUACAAAUCUUUUCGAGUCAACCCGUUUGCGAUCAACGGCUUCUAUUCGAUUCCACUAACGAAACUCUCAAGGAAAUAUGUGAUCAAUCCUUGGGUUUGUUUCCCGAGUUACCGUUUUUCAAAACAAAUAUGUAUCGGAUUCCGAAGGGAGUGGAAUUGAUAAAUGAGAGGAAGCCGACUGGACGAGGAGUACUGACAGGAGAUGGAGAUGUUAGGAGACAAUCGGAUUGA